This is a messenger RNA of Parastagonospora nodorum SN15, 231 nucleotides long. RefSeq lists its product as hypothetical. The transcript has 2 exons. The coding region runs from base 1 to 231 and encodes 76 amino acids. NCBI's taxonomy places the organism in Eukaryota, Fungi, Ascomycota, Dothideomycetes, Pleosporales, Phaeosphaeriaceae. The record is from RefSeq and is a predicted model, not a curated record.
AUGGAUGAUAAACUCGCUGCGGUAUACCGCUAUUAUUUCAUAUCGCAGUUCCCGUGGACCCUCCAAGAGAGUACCAUGCAGAAACUCUCUAUCGGUCAACGCAAAAGGCCUGCAAGUAACCAUAACUCUACUGAAGAAGAUGAUAGACGCUCCGCGGACAUCUUCCCCGACGAGUUCAUCGUCGGCGUGCUCGAACCGACGCAUCGAUCAGUUGUUCUCGAAGGUAGCUAA